UAUAAGGCAGUGUGUCGGUCACUCAGACACAUAGCGGAGAGCGGACGCAGGCAGAUGGUGACUUCUUUUUUUGUCAUAUAAUUACAAACAGAUUCGAAUGCGGGCCUUUGUGUCAGCGGGGGGACUGGAUUUGAAUAUCCCGCCCUCUGCGAAGAAACUCCUCCGAGCUCCGCCGAGGCGGAGAUUUCCAGCGCCUAUUCAGCUCAGUCAGCAGUGUGUCAGAGAGCUCUGCCCGCACAGCUCACAGAGCACCAGCCACCACCAGGACAGCGGUUAAAAAGAAAACUUCGCUGUAUCACGGAGCUUUUCUUUACAGCUAGGAACCUACAAGUAAGAAGAAGUAUCUCUCUCCACGUUUCACGCCCCCCCCCCUUUUUUCCCCCGCUGGAGAUGUAUCGCUUUUAGAACUAGGAGCGGACAGCGCCGCACACCUUAAGCCGGGAUGAGUGGCGGCUCCGCGGGCUCCGGCGCGGCGCCCUGCCGCUUCGCCCAUUACUUUGUCAUUUGCGGAAUAGACACAGAAACGGGACUAGAACCGGACCAGUUAGCAGCUUUGUACCAAUGGCUAGAAGCAGACCGCCAAGGCAAGGAUUCCGCUACUGCAGCCACAGGUGAAAACUUUGAGCAGAGCCCCCUGAAGAGGACGUUCAAGUCAAAAGUUCUAGCGCAUUACCCUGAGAACGUGGAAUGGAACCCAUUCGACCAGGAUGCUGUCAACAUGCUGUGUAUGCCAAAAGGUCUAUCAUUCAGGACACAAACAGACCAGCGGGAUCCCCAAUUCCACUCCUUCAUCAUCACAAAGGAGGAUGGCUCUCGAACCUACGGUUUUGUCCACACCUUCUACGAGGAGGUGACCAGCUCACAGAUUUGCUCUGCCAUGCAGACCCUCUACCAGAUGCACAAUGCAGAGCACGCCUCGGCCAACCACCCUACCACCUCCUCCUCCUCCUCCUCCUCCUCCUCCUCCUCCUCCUCCUCCAGCAUGGACUCUCUGGCCGGCAGUUUAGACGAGGCCGACUCCCCCAAUUCCUCAUCUUCAUCCUCCUCGUUGUUGGCUUACAAGGCGGGUGGCUAUGACUCAUCACGGGACACCCUUUAUGUGUCCAAAGCUUUAUGUCUGAUCACGCCCAUGCCCUUCAUGCACGCUUCUCGGCGAUUGUUGUCGCAGCUACACAGAGCUGUUACUGCGGCCACUGCCCCACCUUUGCCGCUGGAAAGCUAUGUUUACAAUAUUCUGUACGAGGUGCCGCUGCCAGCUCCAGGACGCUCGCUCAAGUUCCAUGGUGUUUACGAACCAAUCGUUUGCCAGAGGCCCGGGUUGGGGGAGCUGCCACUGGCUGACUUCUCCCUUGCAGAGGCCUUCAGUCUGCUGGGAUUGGAGAACCUGAUCCAGGUGUUCACCUGCACAUUGCUGGAGAUGCAGAUCCUACUGUACUCACAGGACUACCAGCGGUUGAUGACGGUGGCUGAGGGCAUUACCACCCUGCUGUUUCCCUUCCAGUGGCAGCAUGUCUACGUUCCCAUCCUGCCCGCCUCUCUCCUGCACUUCCUGGACGCUCCUGUUCCCUACCUGAUGGGUCUACAGUCCAAAGAGGGCACAGACCGCUCCAAACUGGAGCUUCCUCAGGAGGCAAACCUUUGUUUUGUGGACAUUGACAACCACUACAUUGAGCUUCCUGAGGACUUUCCCCACCUUCCCAACAAGACUGAGUUCAUCCAGGAACUCGGCGAGGUGCUGCUUCGAUUUGGCAUUUCUCCCAACACGGGGGCUCCUCCACGGACCCGCGCCUGUCCCGGCAGCACCCCCUCCACCCCUGGUAGGGAGCACAAGACUGUUGCUCUCCGUCAGCUAGAGGAUGACGGGCGUAACGGCAACCUGGCAGGAGAGGAGCUUGCUGUGCUGGAACUACUACAGGAAAAUGCCACCCUGGAAAGACUACAUGAGCUGACCAAGCGCACCGGUGUGACAGUGGCCCACGUUGAAACUCUAAGAGGCAAAGUCAAAGCUCAGAGCGCUGAGUGUCAAGGAGGUCUGACAGCAGCUGAAGAGGAUGAGCUAAAGAAUGCCAAGCUGAACAUCCAGCUGAGGGAGGUGUUUGCCAGCCGCUUCACCACCAUGUUUGCCGACUAUGAAGCCUUUGUCAUCCAGAGCGCCCCGGACUUGGAGUCCUGGCUCACAAAUAGGGAACAGAUGCACAACUUCGACAAGGCAUCGUUCCUGUCAGACCAGCCAGAGCCCUACCUUCCGUUCCUCUCCCAUUUCAUUGAGACGCAGAUGUUUGCCACCUUCAUCGACAACAAGAUCAUGUCCCAGUGGGAGGAGAAGGAGCCGCUGCUCCGUGUCUUUGAUGCGCGCAUCGACAAGGCCCGCCUCUACAAUGUACAACGUGCUCCCAGCCUCCGAUCUUCCAUCUACCAGAGGUGCUCCAUCCUCAAGGAGUCUGCUCAGGCCAUUGAGCAGCGGCUGAUGAAGAUUGACCACACCGCCAUCCACCCACACCUGCUGGACAUGAAGAUUGGUCAAGGCAAAUAUGAGCAGGGAUUCUUCCCCAAACUGCAGGCUGACGUGCUUAACACAGGGCCCAUCAAUAACAAGUGGUCUCAUAGGAGUGCAAGAGCUCAGCGAACAAAAGACCAUCACAGGCAACAAACGGAACAUCUGAGCCUCGACAGCGACCUGAAAGAGCAGGUGGAGGGCUGUCUGAUCCUGCAGAACUCCAUGGCGUUUUGGGAGUGGGACAAUGCGUCCCCUCCACCUAACAAACCGCCUAAAAAAUCUGCCUCUGCAUCCUGCCUGAAGUACAUGCAGGAGGCCCGCAGCCUGGGGAAGAACCUUCGACAGCCCAAACUGUCUGAUUUGUCACCUGCUGUCAUCGCCCAGACCAACUGGAAGUUUGUGGAGGGGCUGCUAAAGGAGUGUCGCAUGAAGACUAAGCGUAUGCUGGUGGAGAAGAUGGGAUGGGAGGCGGUGGAGCUGGGUCAUGGUGAGGCCAACAUUACUGGACUGGAGGAGAACACUCUGAUCGCCAGCCUGUGUGACCUGCUCGAGAGGAUCUGGAGCCACGGGCUGCAAGUCAAACAAGGGAAGUCGGCCCUAUGGUCCCACCUGCUGCACUACCAGUCCCGAGAGGAGAGGCUGCUGGAGCAGCAACAGGUGGAGUCACCAGUGUCACAUGUUCCUGAGAGGAGGAAGUCUGAUUGUUCCAUAGCGUUGCCGUCUGUUCGUGUGUCUCUCAUACAGGAUAUGAGGCAUAUCCAGAGUAUGUCAGAGAUAAAGACAGAUGUGGGACGAGCGAGAGCCUGGAUCCGUCUGUCCCUGGAGAAGAAGGUGCUCUCACAGCACCUCAAACAGCUGCUGUCCCAGCAAGCCUUAACCAACAGGAACCUUUAUAAGCGUUAUGCCUUCUUGCGCUGCGAGGAGGAGAAGGAACAGUUCCUCUUCCACCUGCUCUCUCUCAACACCGUCGACUACUUCUGCUUCACCAGUGUCUUCACCACCAUUAUGAUCCCAUACAGAGUCGUCAUCAUUCCCAUCAAGAAGCUGACCAAUGCCAUGACCACUUCCAAUCCCUGGGUGUGUGUGUCAGGAGAGCUGGGAGACUCGGGCAUCAUGCAGAUCCCCAAGAACGUCCUGGAGACUACCUUCGAUUGUCAGAACCUGGGAAAGUUGACCACUGUGCAGCUAGGUCAUGAUAAUGCUGGACUCCUGGCUAAAUGGCUGGUGGACUGUGUCAUGGUGCGCAAUGAGAUCACAGGACACACUUACAGGUUUCCAUGUGGUCGGUGGCUUGGUAAGGGUAUAGAUGAUGGCAGCCUGGAGAGGGUCCUGAUUGGUGAACUGUGGAUGUCCAGUGGAGAGGAAGAUUCUGGGAGAUGCUGCCGCACUCCCCCACUGCAGCACUCGCCAUCCCAGACCAGACGCAUCAGCAUCACAUCUCUGUCUGGGCGAGGGUACAAGCCGACCUCAGCCCAGAUUCAAGAGGCCAUCGGGGAGGCUGUGAACAACAUCAUCAAACACUUCCACAAGCCAGAGAAAGAGAGAGGCAGCCUGACCGUGCUGCUGUGUGGAGAGAGCAGUUUGGUGGCGGCUCUGGAACAGUUUUUCCAUCAUGGCUUCAAGUCUUCCCGUCUCUUCCAGAAGACUGUGUUUGUGUGGGACUUUGUUGAGAAGGCUGUUGUCUACAUGGAGUCAGCUGACCAGAUGGGAGACCUCCAGGAGACUGCUGAGCCCCUGGGCAUGACCUGUCAAUCAUUCUGUCACUAUGUCAACGCCAUCAACUCCACCCCCAGGAAUAUUGGCAAGGAUGGCAAGUUCCAGCUGCUGGUCUGCCUUGGAGCCAGAGACCGUCUGCUGCCCCAGUGGCUCCCCCUGCUGGUGGAGUGCCCAGUGAUCCAGCAGAUGUAUGAGGACAUAGCCCUGCUCAGGGACCGAACCACUGUCAACGCCCUCAUCGGAGUCCUGGAAACACUUCACGAAUUCCCCAUUACACUGGAAGCCUCGCUGAUCAAGUGCAUAGACCUUUAGUCCCAUAAGGAACCAUCGGGGUCAGCAUGACUCUUUGUUCCAAAACCUCCCCUCAAUACCACCGACUUCCACUUUUAGCCAAUUAGCUCUGGGAUUUGACACAAGGAAGGUGAAAGUGAGGGGCAAGAAAAUGAAACUGACAAUUGAAGAAGAAUACAAAACCACUGGUAUGUUUUUUUAAAUUUUUUUUUUACUUUUAGUAGUAGCUCUAGACAUUUGCCUGUGUCCUAGCUGUGUAGCAUAACCUACUUCAGUAGGUUAAGCUAGGUAGACUGAUGAGUAUCGAUAAGUUCUCUUUUCCUCACCUGCCUCUGGCAAUUACAGUACCACUGUCCCCACACCCUAGCAUUAGUAUUAGCAUUAGUAUUAGCAUUAGCAAGCAUGCUAACGGAAUGUGGAUAGAACAGAUGACCUCAGGAAGAGACUAAGCAAUUGUUGACACUGGAAGAAGAAUUAUGACAAGUUGGUGAUGGAGUUCUGUUCUGUAACCUACUGACUUGCAGAGAGUGCAGUGGUGUGGGGUCAGCCCUCAGCCCUCCAUGACUCUCUUUCUUUAAUACGCUUGACUUUAGUCAGGCAUUUUCUACACUUUUGGCCUGUGGAUGAACACAAAUGCUGAUAUCAGUGGUUCAGAGUCAGGAGCUCAUCCUGUGGCUGCAUGGACAAUAAUUCCUACCAAACUAUAGGCAUUGACCUGGCUGUGUAUGUUUUGUGCGGUUGCGUGUGUGUCAUCUUUUAAGCGUGUGUCUGUUGGUCCUUCAUUUGUUUUCCAUUUUUUCUUCCAACUCAGAGUCUACAUUGUGUGUGUGUGUGUGUGUGUGUGUGUGUGUGUGUGUGUGUGUGUGUGUGUGUUUGUGUGUGUGUGUGUGUGUGUUUGUGUUUGUGUCUGUGUGUGUCUCUGUGUCUGUGCGUUGUUACGGUUUGUCAAGAUUUUCACUUCAGUAGUAGCUACAGUGUUCAACAAAAUAAUUCCAGAGCUUUGAACCACAUUGUGUUUGUUUUAGUUGUCACAGUCAUCACAUGACUUAAGUGCAGGACUUUGUGGUUGAAAGGUCUGGCAAAGGUUAGGAAGUGAAUCUUUAGUUAAAAAUAUGUUGUCAAUUUUUUUUUUUAAACAACUAAGUGAUGUUCUUUUCUCUAAAUGAUUUAGUGUAGUGAUCAGUGGAAUAAAAAUGAUAACAGAAAAGAGUUUGGAGAGGUUUAGCCAUUCAUAGGUCUACUUAUUGAACAUACCGAGUAAAUCUAUGGUAAACAAACAGCUCUAACCUGGUCAUAAAUACAGUUUAUCAACUAGGGGCUCAUAAAUCUUGAUUUUUUUUUCCUGACCAUCUACUAGAUAAAUAAAUGGAAAUGUCCCUUUAUAUUAUAGUUCAUAGUUCACUGGUUGGGCUUGUUUUCUUAAAGGUGCAAUAUGUAAGAACUGGCCACCUGUUAAAUUACUACUCCAAACAAAUAGGGGGUAGCAUGUCAACAGAUUAACUGCUAACCAUAGCGGCAUUCAGGUAGUUAGCCUAGUUAGUGGUGCAGUUAGCAGUCCGACCGGCAGCUUGGAGAUCUGAGGGACUGUUAGUGUUGAUUAGACUGGAGCUUUGGAUUGCCACCACAAGGAGGACCUAAUAAUUUAAGUAUUUUUUGUUGUUGUUGUUGUUUUGUUUUAGAAUUAACUUUGUACAUAUAGCACCUUUAAAUCCUGCUUCACAAUGCGACAUCGGCAUAAAAACAUGCAACAAUGUACGUAACACUCGUAGAUUGAUUUUCACGUUGUUCUUAAAGGAACUGUUCAACAUUACUGGAAAUACACUUUAUAUCAGAGAGUGAAAUGAGAUGUUUGACGUCAAUCUCAUGUCUGUGUGUGUUAAAGGAGAAUUUCAGUCGAUUUAAACAUGCAGCUUCAUUGCUCAAGCUACCCUUGACUUGCCAGUACCGAAGACGUGAACACAUUUGGUCCAACCAUUACAGGGCUCCGUGAACGGAGAGUUAGCACUGACAGCUAACAGCAUGGGUUCUGAACUUCACAAUGUGUUUUAAGCGUCUCAACAUGCGGCAAAUCUCACCCCAUGCAAGUUAAGCAACAUCAGCAGACACCUUACAACACAGCAC
This is a messenger RNA of Acanthopagrus latus (yellowfin seabream), 6625 nucleotides long. It is a transcript of the gene dennd5b, whose product is annotated as DENN/MADD domain containing 5B. The record is from RefSeq and is a predicted model, not a curated record. The coding region runs from base 443 to 4525 and encodes 1360 amino acids. Gene Ontology annotation, molecular function: small GTPase binding; guanyl-nucleotide exchange factor activity. Lineage: Eukaryota; Metazoa; Chordata; Actinopteri; Spariformes; Sparidae. The transcript has 23 exons.